Messenger RNA from Notolabrus celidotus (New Zealand spotty), 7976 nucleotides. Its product is annotated as zinc finger protein 516-like. Gene Ontology annotation, biological process: regulation of DNA-templated transcription. The transcript has 6 exons. Lineage: Eukaryota; Metazoa; Chordata; Actinopteri; Labriformes; Labridae. Gene Ontology annotation, cellular component: nucleus. Bases 862 to 4161 code for a protein of 1099 amino acids. The record is from RefSeq and is a predicted model, not a curated record. Gene Ontology annotation, molecular function: RNA polymerase II cis-regulatory region sequence-specific DNA binding; DNA-binding transcription factor activity, RNA polymerase II-specific.
ACAGAAGAGCAGAGAGGAGAGAGAGCGAGAGGAACCUGUUCUGUUCUAUAACACAGGGAGACAGGAAUCCGUCACAGAUAGCCCGAUAACUGUAAUAGUGAAGUUUUUUGUUGUUGCAGAGUUGAACCCCGGGUCGCUGUUGUCAGUCGCUGCACUGGAAGCUUCACAGUGUCUCCUCUUAUCUCUGUGGAUCUGGACUCUUUACCGUUUGGUGUUUUUGGAGAGCUGCACCGGUCUCCUCUCUGUCUGUGCGAGUGUGUGAGCCCAGCGGUGUGUGAACGGGUGGGCUAUUUAAAGUACCUGCUGGUCUUGCCACAAGAAGACACACUUAUAUGAGCUGAAGGUUGCUCAUAUGCUUCAACCCUGAGGAGAAUGAAGAGAAGUCUGUAUAAUGAAGAAAAGAAGUGUGGUGGAGUACCCUGAUGAAAAGACCCAUCAAAACAUGUCCCCAAUGAUACAAUGAUCAGGAAUUGAUUGAACACAUUUGCUUUCUGAUGACAGUGACAUUGAAAUCCUCAGUUCUAUCUUGACUAGCAUGAAACUGAGUUAUUAUUUACUACACCUGUCUAACUGAUCUAUCUACAAGACAUUGUUUUCUAUGAUGCCAGUGGUGUGUAGAUAGUUUGAGGCUCGGAUUCAUUGAUAAAGAUGGAUAGAUGGUGUUGUGUCCAGUAACUGGAGGGUUCUAAAUUAGCUGCUGUGUUAGCGGCUGGAUCUCUGAAUGACUGAGGGCAGAUAGCAUUUGACCUGACCAACAAAGACACACCAGAAAUCCCUAGAUGAGAAGCUGCAGAUAGCAGGAGUUUGAGGUUUCAUUAAGCUUGUGAGAGGCCAGGUGGAGAGAGUUGUUUAGUUUGUACUAUGAAUACUGGAGAGAGCGUUGAGCUGAUGGAGACCCAGGAGGGAGGUCUGAAGGAGAAGCUUCUCGGAGGCAAAGUCAACCAUGAGCACGAGGUUGAAGCUGGGGAUGACAAAACCCCUGGGGCUUUCAACUGCAACAUCUGUGGACGCAGCUUCCCAUUCCUCAGCUCUUUAUCGCAGCAUAUGAGACGCCACACGGGUGCUCGUCCCUACAAAUGCCCCUACUGUGACCACAGAGCCUCUCAGAAGGGAAACCUCAAAGUCCACAUCCGGAGUCACAAACUGGGCACGCUGUCUAGCCAUCAUUCUAAUGAGGAUGAAGAUGGCGGAGCUGAGGAGGAGGAGAUGAGUGUUUCAGAGGGUCUUGAUGGAGGUACGAGUCCGACUAAGAGCAGCUCAGCCUGCAACCGGGUGAUCAACGGGGACAGUGGUGAAGAGAGUCGAAGGAAAGCUCCAGGGAGGAGCCUGAAAAGAGAGAAGACUGGGACUGACCAGAGGCCUUUCUGUUGCCGUCUUUGUGGCUAUGAGGCUCUGCGAGAAGACCAGCUCCUCAGCCAUAUAGAAAAGGUCCACAUAACAGCUGAUGCAGAGGAGGAGACUAUUGUUAAGGAGGAGGCUGUGUCAGAUUCUGAUGCCCCACAACCACAAACCGAUGGGACGUUCCCCUGUGAGACCUGUGGCCAAGUCUUCACCCAGGCCUGGUUCUUGAAGUCACACAUGAAGAAACAUGCUGGGAUCCUGGACCACUGCUGUCGGAUCUGUGGAAGACGGUUCCGCGAAGCUUGGUUCCUUAAAUCACACAUGAAAACACACAACACCAGAUCCAGGUCACGGUCAAAGGCGGAUUCGGCAGAGGUUCCCAUCACCAUCAACGAUGUAGCCCAAGAUCCUGAAACUGUCACUUGCUCAGUUACAGCCAAUUAUCAAAUGUGUUCCAAAUGUGGUAACUUGUUCCACAACAGAGAGAGCCUGAGGAUCCACGAGAAAGUCCACAGCUUGAGCGGUUGCAGGAAAUCCCAAAGCCAAUGCAGACUUAGUGAUGAUGAGGACUCGCCCGCUGCUAAGAGAUGUUACCUAGACUUCCUAAACCUUCAGCCUACUCAGAAGAAUUCAAAUGAAGAAGAUGAGAGUGAGAACAAGAUGCUAGGUCAAAGAAUCCCGGAGCUAGAUCCAGUGUGCAGUUAUCAGGCCUGGCAGUUGGCUACUAAGGGCAGGGUUGUGGAGCCGGUGGAGCCCAGUUACAAAGCCUCUUUUGGAGAAGGAGGUAUGGCUGAGGCAGCCCUUGCUGACGCUGCUGUGGUUUUUGAGAAAGAGAGCAGUCGUUAUGUCUUGCAAAGUCAAGAGAAACGCAGCAGCACAGGGCGACGUAGCAGCUCUGGUUUGGGGAGCCAUGCUUCAUCAGGGGACCGGACACCAGAGAGCCUCAGCGACUCUGAGUACAGGCCUUCGUCCCGCCAAGACAGAAGACGAUCAUCCCAGUCUUCCUCCAAAAACGAAUGCUUUGAGUGUGGGAAGGUGUUUCGCAGUCGUCACCAGAUGAUUGUCCACCAGCGGGUCCACAGAAAGGACGGGGGUAGAGCAUCUGUGGGAGACAAGGAAAGAGCUGCAAGAGAUGACAGAUGGGGCUCUACCAGUGAUCCAGAGUCUGGCUCCCCUAGCAGGCCCAGCACUCCUGGGUAUGGAGACUCUCCACCAGCAUCCACCCUUGGAGACCAGGCCUCAGAGAUGGGUACAGCAAACUCUGGAGAGAUGACAGAAGAGAAGCCGUACAUCCGCAACCUUUCUGACUUUGUCACCACAGAGCUGCAGAGCUAUUCUACUCAUAAUCGUGUCAAGCGUGAAGACAGAUCCAGCCCUGUUCCCAGCCCCAGCUCCAGCUCGGACAGGGGCACCCCCAGUGGUUACCCCAAGCUGAAGAAUGCACUCCUUCAUGGGUUGAACAAAUCUGCCUCGCCCUCUGGUUACCGAUCAGCUCGAUCCUCCCCGCUUGAUCCCAGUUUGACUCCCAUGGAUCUCUGUGUGAGGGCCGAGGGCUGCAGGGGCAUCAACCUGGACAGGAAGGGCCUCCCGAGCCACAAGUGUUCAUUCUGCUCCCACACCACCCGCUACCCUGAGGUGCUCUGGAUGCACCAGACUGUGGCUCACCGCAUCAACAGCAGUAGCUCCAACAUUGCUCCGAAAUGGGCCCUAAAAAACAGCUCCAAGGCCUCAAAGGAGAACUCGUCCUCAUCCAAGAGACGCACUGGUCCUCCCCCAGUUCUGGAAGGAAAGGAGUGUCCACCACUGCCUCCUCUGAUGCGCACCCAACGCACCCGGCCCCCAAACUACUCCAGUGAGGUUAUAAAGAAGAGCAAAUCCCAAAGUCAAGCAGCCACUCCGUCAUCGUCCUCUGCUACCCCCUCCUCCUCAUCUUCUAGAGGCUCCUCAUCCAACUCAGGCACCCAUGCUGGGAGAGUCCCUGUCCGAUCGGGCAGCAGCUCCAGCAGGCGCACAGAGGACCAGAGUCCUAAGUCGCGCUUCAGACCUAAAGUGGAUAUUUACCCCCAUGGGAGCUCAUCCUCUUCCUCAAGCUCCAUGGAGAAAAGCACUGGAGCCCUUUCACGUUCCUCAGCCCCGAGCCCAAGCUCUGCUCCUCCAUCCCGAAUCUCCGACCGCUACAUGAUGCCUCAGGAGGGCCUGGGCUUCAUGCUGACCAGCAAACACGGCCUAGCAGAGUACAGCCGAGCCAGGGGUUCUCCUCAUCAGCUGCUUCCAAACUCUCACCACAGCCAGGGCCGGGCUAACGCUACGAGGCCGAGCACCAUCACCCAUAGCUCUGCAGCAGGUCUCAACUAUGGAGCCUCCCAGGCACAUGGAGGCACUCUGCAGAAUCCCUCCUCCUCAUCCUCAUCCUCCUCCUCCUCUUUGCUCUCUGAAGCUCGAGGGGAUGUGAAGCAGGAGCCGAUUGCAGAGACCCCAGAGAUGCCAGCUGAUAUCCUCAGCUUCCUUAAGAACUAUAGCCCAAACGAGCUGGCUGCCCUCUACCACCGCUGGGGUGCAGCCAAUGCCCUCCUGGAUCCAAGUGGGAUGCUGAGGUCUCUCAUGCGGCAGGGACAAUACUUUUGCCACGAGUGCGGGAAGAGUUUCAGUCAGCCGAGCCAUCUGCGCACGCAUAUGAGGUCCCACACAGUUGGGUUUGAUUUUAACGGACUCCACAGAGGUACUGACGCUCACACCACCGCUUCUGAAGCUCCCAAACAAGGGAGAGGCCGUUCUGCUGCCAGCUCUGCCCAUACCGAGCCUCUCAGAAAGGGAACCUAAAGACGCACGUCCAGAGUGUCCACCACAUGCCUUUUGACAACAGCCAGUACCCAGACUCCAGGAGCACGCCACUGAGCCAGGAGGAGCAAAGAGCGCUGGAUGCCAAACAUCCAACAAACAUCAACUAGAUCUGGAUCUGGACUGAGGGGCAGACUAAUCAGGGAAUCAAACAACCCUAAAGACACCAUCACUGUUUGGAAAUAUCAGAGACAGACCAAGGCCUUUCUGCUCAACCCAUCUGUAAUGAACUUGAAGAAUUUUCUACAAAGGCCCUUGAAGUUUUUGAACUUUUUUUUUCUCUCUCUAGAUAAGAAGCUGGUAAAAGCUUUGCUAGGUAAUUUUAAAAUCAAAAUUAUGAGGCAUCAGGAGAAGAGUGGCAAGAGUGUCUCGUGUACUUAUAGAAGGACUUGUCUGGUGACUUUUUGCAGAUAGAAAUUCGGGUGUCAGGUGUGCACACAGGUUCCAAAUUUUCCCCACUCAGAAGAAUUGGAGAGUGAAUUGUGAAGUGUCUCAUCAGCAGGAAAAAUAGAGUCAACACUGAUUGAAUUUUAGUUCCUCUUGAUCUUGGAUAAAAUGAAGGUUUGACAAAAUGAGCUUAUUGUGCGUAGUUUACAUCACCUCAAAGGAUUUGUGUUAAUAGAAGACCCUGAUAUUUCAGAAAGUUACCUCUUGCUGCCACUUUGGAGGUACCAAAAGGUGAAGUUGCUUCAUGCAGCUUUACAAGAAAACUAAAAUGUAAGUAAGGAAAUAAUAUGGAACUAAAACCGGUAGAGUCUUAAUCAUAACUGUGGAACUGCAUGGCUGCUGUGGUUGCCCCAUUUUUGCCCUUUUAAGCUUUACUGUAAGAGUGUGUGCAUUUCUCAGGACACCAGUAAUCAGACAGAGACGGUGCUCUGCAGUUCAUCAACAGACACAUUGCAAGCUUGACUCACAUCUGUAUGCCUGUAUAUCUGUGUGUGUGUGUGUAAAAACUCACUUUCCUCCACUCUGGAGUGUAAUGUUAGAGUGCAGUGACCACUCUGAGGCUGUGAAGCUGAUGAUUAGAAGAAGAGUAUAGAGAGAGAGAGAGAGAGAGAGAGAGAGAGAGAGAGAGAGAGAGAGAGAGAGAGAGAGUACACGCUAAUGGGGGUGUCUGCUUUAGUGCUCAUUAAAAAGAGUGUGCGUUUUUAAUAGCCAAUAUAAAUGAGCGUACCAUUUUUAUGGUCAUUCAAUUAUUGUCCAUUUAAGAGGAAGGGACUGAGUGGAGUCAGUUUUCCUCCAUAACUCCUUCAUAUUAGGGAGUGUUGCCGACACAGAACCUUCUGACUUUGAAAUAGACUGAAUCCAAAACAGUGGGAAUGAAAUGAAGGUGUAAGUGUAGCUCUGAAUUGGACAGAUUAGACUCCAAAUUGUGUCUGCUGUGGAAAAUAUGCAGCUGCUUGUGCUAACCAGCAAUUAACUGAUUAUUAAUUCCAUAUUGCUAAAGGGCAACAAUGACUCUUUGGCCUGUUGGUCUCCUUAACCCCAUAUGUUUUUGAAAGGUUUUGAACAAAUCCCAUAACCUCUGAAGAACUUAGCUGUACAGAAUGCUUUAGGUUAAGCAUAGUGGGUUUGUCAAGGCUUGGAGCUGAGCUAACUCAGCAGUAACAGAGGCUAAGGCUAAGAUAUGCUAAGAAAUAAAAUUAAAAGAUUUGCAUUAUUUGGCAUGCAAAGACUGUAGAUUAGGAAUUGGGAGCAAGCAAAUGAAAACAGAUUAUAUUUUCAAUUCAAUUUGAUUUUUGCUAGAAGCAGCAACACAAUAGCCUCAUUGGAGAAAGUAAAAAAUGUACUUCUAUUGCACAGACUGUGCUUUUCUUUUUUGAAUUAUUGAAGCAUCCCUACUUUUGUAAAAGAAUGAAACAUUCAAUUCAGAGCCACACCAACUUUUUCAGUUCCUCUCUGUCCAGUUUUUAAUGCAAAGACAUGAAGGUGGGAUGAGUCUUCUUACUGAACUUCACCAAGACAAAUUGAGCAUGUUUCCCAAAAUAUGGCAACAAUAUGUCCUUUUUAUUAAACAGAUAAAACAGACCUUUAUCCAUUAGGUCCACUUCAUGUUAGCGUUCAACCAGAGCUGAUUUUUUGCAAACCACCGAUGCAGACUAAUGAGCCAAACUCCCCGAUGCCGUCAGUCUAAUUUCUUGAAUGGUGAUGUGAAGAUUUGUAUUCAAGGAGAAAAGAGUGAGGAGGUCAAUGAGAGAGAAACGGAACAGCCAGAGGUCAGAGGUCAGGCUUUAAGAGAGUUCAGGUAUAAACACACCGUCUGGAGAGACUUUAAAGGAAGUUAAUGUCGAGCUGUCACAGCCGUCGCAAAGGUGUGAGAGAGUGUGUUUCUUUUUGUGUGUAUGUGUGUUUUUUUCCAAGCUCCUCCACACUGUAUGAGGUCGACUCACUUCUGUGUACUCCAGCCUCCCUCUAGAUGCUCUGUAUACUAGCCUACCUCCUUUGCAAUGAAAGCCUAUGUGAAGUCAUUGACUGGUAUGAAGGUGUGACUGUUCUUUGCUAGGAGGUCCUUUUUUUUCUUUGUGAACUAGGCUUUUGUUUUCCCAUUAUCAACAGCCUUUACGAUUCAAAACAAAAAGCCAUGCCUUGAUACGUGGAGCAAAAGAUGGAUACAACUCAGACUUACGAAGCAGAAGUAGAGCUGUGGAGACAUUUUUGUACACAUGAAUUCAAAAGGUGACAGAGCAUACAGAGUACUGUACUCCCUGUCUAUUUUGAGACCUCAGUAGUUUUUACAUGACGAUGAAAUGGUUACUUUGCAUACAAUAAUGUGUGCUUGAAUAUGCCUAAUAAUACACAAGUGUGUAUAAUGAAGGUGUGGGUAGUGAAAAUACUUGAAAUAAGGAUACUCUAGCCUUCGCGGUAGUGUAGUACUAAUACCAAUGUUGUACAGAAUUCCCUUUAAGAUGAACUCCUCAGUUAUGAAUUUGUACUCCGAAGUGUGACUUAGAAAAACUAUGAAGCAGGAGUGAGUGUAUGUAAAAAAAAAACCUGUAUAUCUGUAAUCCACUCUUACCAAACCCGUAUAUACAGCGGUAGAAACCAAAUGGCAUUACUAGUGCACUUAGACUAGGUUACUGCUUUAACCGUUCUCAUUUUGUCUGAUUAGCUGAAGUUUUUUUUGAGAAUGUCUUUUUAACGGUGCCGGCUAACACUCUUCAAUGUCAUUUCUGGUGUAGAGGCUUUUUGUUAGCAUAAUUCCAUAGUUUUUAAUGACAAAUGGUUUGUUCUGUGACAGCUUAGCUCAUGGAAAGUUUGAUAAUGCUAGUUGCAGCAGUGCUUCUUUUUUUUUUUUCCAAAAGAUGUAAGAGUGUGUUUUUAGUCUUUCUCUUUGCUAAAAUGUAGGAUUUGUUCUGUAGCUAGUCAUGGCUGCCCUCCCAGAGGGGCUGGCAGGUGUUGUUCUUUUCUCUUUGGUUGGGUUUCUAUCAUGUCUCUUAAGUUGUAUUAUUUGUGUCCGUAUUGCUUUCUUUUUUAUUUGUUUUGAACUUCAUGAUUAAUUUACCUUAGAAGACGUUGUUAUUAUUCCAAAUGUAUUUGGUUGAUAUCUGUAUUUAUUAUCACUUCAAAAAGGAUGAGAGGACACAGGCAGACAGGAGUGUUUGUUUAAUUUGAUUUUUCUGGGUUGUUUUUGUUUUUAUACUGUGUAGUUUUCAUGCCAGCAAGCCGAUGUGAAAGCUCUACCUCGUCUGAGCCAUUCUCAGUUCUGUUACACUUUUGUACAUCAUUUCAAAAAGAUGUAAUGUCAUGUCCACAAUAAAGACACACAAAAUGGCACCUGUUGGCGCUGUUUCAUCUGG